Molecule: messenger RNA, 5343 nt
Organism: Stereum hirsutum FP-91666 SS1
Lineage: Eukaryota; Fungi; Basidiomycota; Agaricomycetes; Russulales; Stereaceae
Exons: 5
Coding region: 1-5343 (1780 amino acids)
Source: RefSeq, a predicted model, not a curated record
AUGGACGUCAACACCCACACCGAUAAGCAUCCAGAACGUCCCAAAAGUGCACCAGCUUUCAUCUUACGUCCAGUUACGCUCUCCAAUGAUUUCUCACCCACGACUCGUCCACCAACACCUCCUUCUCUCUACGAUCCUGACCCUGACCCUGAUCCCGACGCCUGUCCAAACCAAGAGUCAGAUCCCUACUCAGACACAGACCACGAAUUAGACGACGAUGAUGUUCCCCAAGCGACUCAUACCAUGUAUACAUGGCCGCCCGUCCUUCCUUCCUUCCCUCCUGUCUCCAUCUCCAUGUCUUCCUUCCCUGAUCCUCGAGCUCUUGAGUUCACCACUCUGAUAGGGUUUACGGUUUUGGAGGAUGAGAUUUCGACUACGGAUAUUCGGGCGACUCUAUCGCCUUUAACUCCACUGCCAGUAUCGUCCGCGUUAUCAUCUCUGUCUUCGAUGGAUAUUCCGGCUUCUUCGUCUCUUGUUCCCGCUCCUGCUCCUGCUCCGUCGCCGGUCGAACAUCCUUCAGCUUCACUUACAUCUCAUCCAUCCCUUCGUCCGCUUUCACCUCGUACUCCUCCACCUCCACAACAGCCUCGAACAAUAAUAACCCUACCCGAAUACACGGCCCGCCGGCGACGCCAACGACUUCAGACGCAACCAGAACCACAACCAGAAGUACAAUAUCAACUUCGACCACAAUCGGAACCUCUCCCUCUCCCACAACCUCAACUUGAACCUCAACCACAACCUGAACCUGAACCUGAACCUCUCCCUCAACCUACAUAUAAUAAUAACCCUUCCCAUAUCGACUACUUCAACCUCCACCUACCCCACUCUCCAGACCCCAUCCUCGACUCUGAAGAUACCUACCCCUCUCCUGCUUCAUCAUCUACAUCUCUCCCCGCACUCGCACCCGUACCUUUACCCGCACCCCUACGCGCAUCCAGACCCGUACUCGCACCUACACCCGGACCAGCACUCAGACCCGCACACACACCCAGACCCAGGCAGGCCAUAUGUAUAAUUGUCCCCCAACCCAACUCCAAACGUGGAGCCCUCCGCGUACGCGUACCGAGUUCUCAUCCCCCACCUCCACCUACUACCCAACCUCCCCCUCUACCUCGAGGUCCACCUCCACCUUUUACUCCUCCUCAACCUCCUACCCUUCACGCUCCUACUCAGACUCAUGCCCCACGCCAGCUCUCCGACCUCAUGUGGUCCACGAACCGAAACAGUGGCAACUGGGCUCUGAUGCAGGAACUUUUGCAGAGCGGAGUGGUGAGAGAGUGGUGGAGGGCGGUGGAGAGGGUUUUGGGGAAGAGGGAGGAGGAGAAGGGGUAUGAUGAGCUUUCCAAGGAGUUGUUGAGCGGUGGGAGCGGGAGGGAGAGUCAGAGUCAGAAUCUGGGAGAGAAUGAGGUUAGGGCUGCGUCGUCGUCUAUAGGGGUGGUUCCAGCUGGGGUAGUAGCGAGGGAGAAUGUGAGGGAGAGAGAAAGGAGGAGUGAGAGGCUAGUGCCCGCACGGGUACGAACGCCAAUAGGCACGGACACUCGCACUGUCGAUCCUCGGCAACGAGCAAGGCCAAAUCCAGAGACGACGCCUGUUCGGAAGGGAGAAGAGCCUGAGCAGAUGGAUGGUGUGGGCAAAGAUGGUGAGCUUGAAGAGGGGGAGGUCGAAGAUGGUGAGGUUGAGGAUGAUGAGCUCGAAUAUGGUGAGCUCGAAGAAGGGGAAGUGAUAGAGGGUCACGGUUCGGGGUUAGGGGUGGCGCAGAGAGAGAUGGAGGCGGAGCCGAUGGCCAUCGCGUAUCAAGAGGCUCGUUCUCGUCAGGAACAAACUUCCACAGAAGCCGGGAAACCUGGCGACGAUGAUGCACACCAGACUCAGAACGUUCACACAGCUGCGGGUCCGCAGGUCGAUUUCAUCACUUCUUCGACGAAUCACCAUCUCUCUACCUCAGUCCCUGAUCCACAGCCUCAGGUCACCUCUCCCGGGCCAUCGCACUCCUCACCUCAACCUCUCACCCAGCCCAGUGCACAGCUCGAUUCCAGCUCGAACCCGGAACCCAAUUUCUCCCAUUCGACUCCACAAUCACCCGUACUUCAGCUUGUCUACCCGGAUGGGUCUGUACCAGAGCCUCUGAGUCUUGGCACAGAGUACGUGCUCCCUGAGGACGAGAAGCAGGAGGUGGAAGGGGAGGAGGAAGUGGCUUUAGAGGUGAACGAGGACGUGUCGCACUUGGAUGAUGGAUUUUCCACCAAUUGUGACGGAGAGUGGAAUGAUGGCACUGUGCAGAGGGAUUCAGAGUCAGAGAGGGGUCAAAGUCAGAGUCCGACAGGGGUCGAUGAUAGUCAGGCACCACCGCCACCGCCACACACGAACCCGAACAUCGACGCAGCUCACGCUACCGCGAUGCAAGUAUCGUCUGGUUCUUCACCUCAUCGUCCAUCUUCUGCACCGUCUGCUUCUGCAACAUGGUCAUCUAUGACUCGGUCUUCGAACAACGUCGAUCCGGAUGCGUACGCACGCGGGGAGUCGUCGACCACGAAAGACAUUGCAGUAUCAAUAACCCCAGUCUCAGUUCCGACUUCCCAUCCAGCAGCAACCCCAACCAUUCAGCAAGGAAACUUCCCAGCUUUAGAGUCUAGUCCGAACAAAGAGUCGCAGGAAGAGCUUGUAAUACCGGAGCAGCCGCCAUCACCAGGAACGACGAAGGCAACAUCAAAUGCGAAGGGAGAUGUUGCGGAGGAUCCUAUCAUUAUUAGUGACGACGAGGAUGGGGAAGGUGGUGAGGAGCAAGGACCUUCCGAUUCUGGUGACGUCGUUGUCCCUGGUCUUGGUUCUGUUGCUAGUCUCAAUCGCGGGGGUCCUGAGGCUGGACGUGGGACGAGUGCCGCCGCUCCUACUGGUCCUGCUCCUCCCUUCGACGAAUCUUUGUUAAACGACAGUAAUUCCACUCAAAGCGACCGAAAUAAGAUGGUUUGGGACUCUUUGAUUCGGCGUAAAACUGAGGAUUUCCUUCGGGCGGUCGGACUAUCUGGAUCUUUGCCUCCCGCGAGUCAAGUUGGUCCACCGGUUUCGUAUCCCAUAAUGACCGGUCAAGGGCCAACGACGACGAAUCAUCUUGCUCCAAGUGGUCAUGGUUCGUCUCGCAAUAUUGCUGCUGGUCCUGCUGCUGGUCGCUCCGAACGUGCACCUGCUUUCGUCUUCAGUCCUGCUCCUGAACAUACUCGUUCUUCUUGUCCUGUCGCCUCCGCCCCCGUCUCUACCGUUCCCGGCGUCAAUCCCAAUCCACCUCCUUUCAUUCCUCCUCUCUUACCUCCGUCUCAGCUCACAAGAGGACCGACCCAGAAUGUUCAGCAUCAGAAUCGUUCUCAGAUGUCGGUGCAAUCUGGCCUUAGACAACCCGUUCUGGCACAGUUUGUUCACAGUCAUGGUCACGGUCAAUCUCGUUCGACUCUUACAGGGCCUGCUAUGCCUGGCAGACUGCAUCAGGCUCAGCUUAACACGGGAUCGAACCAGAAUCUGGUGUCACUCGGACCAACUGUACCAACUCCGUCUGGCCAUGGUUAUCCCCAUCCUCAGCCGGCCGGAGUCUUUGAUCCUAGAUCUGUCCCUGUGUUUGCAGGUGAAAGGAUGUGGCUACUACGCCCGCGAACUCAGAUAUUACCUCAGAAUGGACUCAGUCCUGUUUCUGGCUCCGAGUCAUCUGCGCCCCAGUCACGAUCCGAGAUACUACCACCUAUAGCUCGACGAUCUCGCACUGUGCCAGUAUUAAACGCAUACCCUGCACCGCAACUUGAACCUGGACAAUCUGCUAUGACUGCUCAUUCUCUUCCUCCGGCUCUUGCACAAACAAUAUAUCGUCCACCUGUUGCGCUUCAUCCCACCGAUGCGUUGACGAACAUUCCAUCCUCGGCGAACUCUCGGGUACCUGCUGGAUAUGCGCCUGCGCCUGCGCCACAACGACAACAGCCGCAACCACGAUACCCACAACUACAAGGACCGCAACAGCAACAGCAGCGACAAUCGAGUGUGAGUGGGUGGCACGCACCGGGUGGCGCGCAAGAUAUCGAGCUGGCAGAGCACGAAAUAUGGCCUGGAGAAUUCGUGCAGAGUCAUGCUCGUUCUGUGGAUGAACUUCGUCGUCUUCAAGGUGGACAGCACCCUCAGAAUCGGAAUCAUGUUCAACAUCAGCCACAUCCUUCUGUUCCAGCGAUGCAUAUGCAGUUCACUCAGGCCUCCACUUCGAAUACGUAUCCACAUCCUCCUCCACCACCUCCACCUCCACCUCAGAUUACGCAUCAACCUCGACCUGGAUUCCAUUCCGCGUUUUUAGCUCAUCUUAACGUCCACUUACAGCCCCAGCCUCAGCCUCAGCCUCAGCCUCAGCCUCAGCCUCAGCCUGUCCGUCAACUUCAACAAGCCCAGCCGCACUCUAUUCCAUUGUACGCGCCCAGACCAUCGUACCCCGUCCCUGCCGGUUUAAUUCCGGGUCCAUCGACGCUUUCCCAGUCUCGACAUCGUCAACCUCCGAGAGCGAGAGUCGACGUCGGGCACGGGCAGAAUCGGGUGGUACUUCCUCAGGCUGAAGUACCAAGAUCAACUUCGAACGUUCAUGGAUCCAUACGCAUACGUACGCCAGAGGUCGCGCGACCUUCUACCAUCGAGACUCUUCCUCAAAUUGUUCCUCGCCCUCGUCCUCAACCACAGUCCCACUCCCCACUUUUAUCCCAUCUCAACGCUCACUUACAACCUCAGCCUCAGCCCCAGCCACAGCCUGACCGUCAACUUCCACUUCAAGCACACCCGCACCGUAACUCUGUUCCAUUGUACGCGCCGAGGCCAUCGUACCCGGUCCCUACAGGUUCACUUCUCGAGUCUCAAGCUCGUCAGCCUGUUACAGUCGGACAGAACCAGGUGGCGCUUCCUGGAGGAUCAAAUUCAACUUCGAGCAUUCAUGGAUCCAUACGUACACCAGAGGUUACGCGGAGUUCUGCCAUUCAACAGGCAGAGACGCGGAUAGUCGAUGGUCGCACGGAUGAUCAGCGCGCGGUACGAGGAGAAAAUGAGGCCGAGAGAACUGGAAGAACUGGGAGGGAAGUUGAACCUCAAAUUUCGACCUCUUCGUCUACGGUGGGCAACGAAAGCCCGAGGAAGAAGAGAAAGAGGUCUAGACAGGACGUGGGGAUGGAAAAUGCGGAGCAUGGGGAGGGUAUGGUGGAAAAUGGGGAAAAUGAGACUGGGGCUGGAGCUGGGGUUGGGCCUAGUUCGGGUUCGGGGAGGAAGAGGAGGAGGGGUGCGGAUGGUGGGUUGGUGGAGGUGACGAAUUUUGGUCAGGAUCAGAGGACGUAG